CCACCUGGGCCAGUGGGCUUCAGUCUGUAGGUGACUACAGAAGGAGGAGGAGCUCCCUCUGUUCUCUCUUCAGGCAGUUGUGUCUCUCAGCGCUUGUUGGGUUCACAACCUAUUGAAUAAGCCGGCAGGUCUUCACCCUCCCAGACAAGUCAGCUCAGGGGAUUCAGCAGGGCACGGGCCUUGGCCCACAGCCCCAGCCCGGGCCAGGGCCGGGCCGUGAAGUAGUCAGGCAAGCAGCGGGCAAGAUCAUCUCUGCAAGUGCAGCAUAGCCUCAGCCUAGGGCAGCAGGAGUGCGUGGCUAAAGUUGUGAGCAGAGGCACAGGUCGUGGCAGACAGUAGAGACGCCCCAUGGGGAACAUACUGACCUGUUGUGUGUGCCCCAAGGACAGCCCCGAGUUCGACCAGCCGCAGGGGUCAGUGUGUCCCUCUGAGUCCGACAUCUAUGAGGCAGCAGCUGGGGACGGGAUGGCAGGAGCGCCUAUGGCUGCUGCUGUGCAUCCUGCUGAGGUGACUGUUGAGGUUGGUGAGGACCCCCACAUGUACCACAUCCAUGACCAGGAGAUGCCUGAAGCUUUGGAGUUUAACCCUCCUGCCAAUCCAGAGGCAAGCACAAUAUUCCAUGGGAACUGUCAAACACAUGCUUUGGAGUUUAACCCUCCUGCCAAUCCAGAGGCAACCACAAUAUUCCAGAGGAACUCUCAAACAGAUGUUAUAGAAAUAAGAAGAAGCAGCUGUAUAAACCACGUAUCUACUGUGCGUUUCAGUCAACAAUACAGCUCAUGUUCAACAAUAUUCCUUGAUGACAGCACAGCCAGCCAGCCUGAUCUUACAAUGACAAUAAUAUCAGUGACCUUGGAGAUACAUCAUGAUAUCAUGCAAAGAGAUGCAGAUGGAUCUUUGAGCAUAUUUGAUGAACAAUUAUACUCAUUUACGGUGGAGUCUCUCUCUGUAGCCCAGGCUGGAGUGCAAUCAUGUGAUCUUGGCUCACUGCAGGCUCUGCCUCCCAGGUCCCUGUUCAAGCAGAAACCUGAACCAAAUGAACAGGUUCAACAUCAUCAGUAAGAAGAACUAUCAGUGCCAUAACUCUGAUGGAAUGCACGGGGAAGGAUUCCACAUCAUUUUUGUACUAUAAUGGCCAAAAGUGCAUAACUUCAGUCCAAUCAUGGAAAUACAUCAGACAAACCCAAAUCGAGGAACAUUUGACAAAUACUGAUCAGUACUAGUUCAAAGUGUCAUGGUUAUGAAAGAUAAGGAAAAACUGAGGAACUGUCACUGCAGUCCUACAAAAUGGCAAGAGACUACGAAAUAACUAAAUGCCCUGUGAUGGGUGGCAUUUGGGAACAGAAAAAAGACA
This is a messenger RNA of Piliocolobus tephrosceles (Ugandan red Colobus), 1354 nucleotides long. RefSeq names its product arf-GAP with GTPase, ANK repeat and PH domain-containing protein 5-like. The record is from RefSeq and is a predicted model, not a curated record. Bases 349 to 1062 code for a protein of 237 amino acids. Lineage: Eukaryota; Metazoa; Chordata; Mammalia; Primates; Cercopithecidae. The transcript has 8 exons.